This is a messenger RNA of Etheostoma spectabile (orangethroat darter), 4045 nucleotides long. RefSeq names its product cyclin dependent kinase 17 (gene cdk17). Gene Ontology annotation, cellular component: cytoplasm; nucleus. The coding region runs from base 364 to 1947 and encodes 527 amino acids. NCBI's taxonomy places the organism in Eukaryota, Metazoa, Chordata, Actinopteri, Perciformes, Percidae. The record is from RefSeq and is a predicted model, not a curated record. The transcript is spliced from 17 exons. Gene Ontology annotation, molecular function: ATP binding; cyclin-dependent protein serine/threonine kinase activity. Gene Ontology annotation, biological process: protein phosphorylation.
GGUACAGGAAACCCCCACAGCGUGGUGAUUGAUGGCAGCUAGCUUGCACCGCUCCCGUCUCCUGUGUCGACAGCAGGUCCUCCUCUAGCCUCUUUAAACUGCUUUCACCGCCACACUAACGACAUUUUGGGGGUUCGGUCUCAAGCUCUUCGUGCUCACACCCCGCAUAUCUCCCCGUGAGUUUCGGAGGAUAUUUCUUUUCUAACGUAGCGUUUGGAAUCGAAACCAAACACAGACGGAGCUGUGUUUUAGCCUACUUCAGUGGGCGGAUAAAGCGGAGGAGGGCAAUCCGGGCCUGGCUGCUCCGGAGAGUUGGCUUGAAACCAGGCAAUUCACCAUUUUCAGGCCGUGCACUGCCCUGCUAUGGAGAAGAUGAAGAGGAUUAAGAAGCGCCUGUCGUUAACACUCCGCUCCAGUCAGACCAUCGACGAGUCGCUGUCUGAACUGGCCGAGCAGAUGACCAUCGAGGACGGCGGCACCAAGGACAAUGAGCCCUUCAUGAGGAACGGCCGCCCCCCCACCUCCCACAGUAUGCACUCCUUCCUGCACCAGUACACCGGUUCCUUCAAGAAGCCUCCGCUCCGCCGGCCCCACAGCGUCAUCGGCGGCACCCUGGGGUCCUUCAUGGCAAUGCCACGCAGUGGUAGUCGUCUGGACAUUGUGCACGAGAACCUGAAGAUGGGCUCAGAUGGGGAAAGCGACCAGGCCUCGGGAACGUCUUCAGACGAGGUGCAGUCUCCGACUGGCGUCUGUCUGAGGAACCGCAUGCACCGGCGGAUCUCCAUGGAGGAUCUCAACAAGCGCCUGUCGCUGCCCGCUGACAUCCGGAUCCCCGAUGGUUACUUAGAGAAGCUGCAGCUCAGCAGCCCGCCCUUUGACCAGCCGCUCAGCCGACGCUCCCGCAGAGCCUCGUUGUCAGAGAUUGGUUUUGGCAAGUUGGAGACAUACAUUAAGCUGGACAAACUGGGAGAGGGAACCUACGCCACAGUAUUUAAAGGACGCAGUAAGCUGACUGACAACCUGGUGGCGCUGAAGGAGAUCCGGCUGGAGCACGAGGAGGGAGCACCAUGCACCGCCAUCAGAGAAGUGUCGUUACUGAAGGACCUCAAACACGCUAACAUCGUGACGCUUCAUGACAUCGUCCACACCGACAAGAGCCUCACGCUUGUCUUCGAGUACCUGGAUAAGGACCUGAAGCAGUACAUGGAUGACUGUGGUAACAUAAUGAGCAUGCAUAAUGUGAAGGUCUUCCUGUUCCAGAUUUUGCGAGGGCUGUCGUAUUGUCAUAAGAGGAAAGUUCUCCACAGGGACCUGAAGCCCCAAAACCUCCUUAUAAAUGAGAACGGAGAACUUAAACUGGCUGAUUUUGGUCUGGCGAGGGCCAAAUCUGUCCCGACUAAAACCUACUCCAACGAGGUGGUGACUCUUUGGUACCGGCCCCCCGAUGUCCUACUGGGAUCCUCUGAGUAUUCAACACAGAUCGACAUGUGGGGUGUUGGUUGUAUAUUCUAUGAGAUGGCUGCAGGUCGGCCACUGUUCCCCGGCUCCACCGUGGAGGACGAGCUCCACCUCAUCUUCAGGUUACUGGGUACACCCACGGAGGAGAAGUGGCCGGGAAUCUCCUCCAUCGAAGAAUUUAAAUCCUACAACUUCCCCAAAUACAAACCACAGCCGUUAAUCAACCACGCUCCCAGGCUGGACAGUGAAGGCAUCGAGCUGCUGCUGGCUUUCCUCAGAUACGAAUCUAAGAAGAGGAAUUCAGCUGAAGAGGCUAUGAAACAUUCCUACUUCAGGCAGCUUGGGAUAAGAGUUCAGACGCUGCCCGAGAGUGCAUCAAUAUUCACAUUAAAAGAAGUGCAGCUGCAGAGGGACCCUGGCUACCGGAACUCCUCCUACCCAGAGUCAGGUAACGGCAAGAUCAACAGGAGGCAGAGCAUGCUCUUUUAAUGAAGAGGAUGAAGAGAAAUGGUCUACUGCCCAGCUUCAUCAUCACUUCCCACAAACCUCUCGCAUGAGCCCACCUCCCCCUUACCUGCGCACACACACACAUAAACAUGCACACACACCUAUCUGAGCGAGUGACUCUGGGUUGAAUCUUUUUGGAGACAGAGUAUUUGGAGUGUUUAUUUAUUUGGGGGUUAUUUGGGGUUGAAUCUUUUGCUGCUAAACUACUACUGUCUGUAUUUAACACACCGUGUGUGUGUGUGCGCGUGCAUGUGUGUGCGUGUGUGUACAUGAUGUGAACUCGAGACGCCACGCACAGUUGAGCAGUCAGAAAGAUUACUAUUGUUUUUUCUUCUGACUACGAUUCUCCGGCUUCGUUUGAGUUAUAAUUCCACUGAUGUUGAUGUCAACGCUGUGAUCCAAGUUGUUGUUUUUGUUGUCGUGCUUGGAGACUGAACGCUUCAGUUUCUUCAGAUUUUUUUUUUUUUAUAAAUAUGUAUAUCUAUAUAUAUAUAUAUUUGUAUUUAUGUUUUUUUUUUUUUUUUCUUCUUCGAGCUUCCGUGACUGAACUCUACAACAUUUCCAGGUUUGGAAAGACUGGGACGGGGGACGGGGGAGGGGGGGUGAUUGGAAGAUUGUGGUAACAGUUUUAAGCUGAGGGUUAAACGAAGCACACAUAGAGCCCAAUCAAACUGCAAGAACACGAAAUCAACUUUUGGUUCUUUUUGACCAUUCUGUCUCGGCAAUGGGACCAAAACUGAGGAGUAAGGGGAGGCAAACAGAAAGGCACCGAAAAGCACAGUUGAAAGAGGAGAAAUACUGGACUGAACAGGAAGUUAUGUGAUGUCCCACAGGAAGCCAGCAAGCCUUCCCUAAAACCCCUCACUAAACUGCCAGGACUUCAGUGCUUUAAAAAAAAAAAAAAAAAAAAAAUGCAAGCUACACUUUCUCGCUCUGUGUGCAUUGAGAUCUCACUGCAGUAAGUCUUUGUUUUUAACUUGCAUUUCAGUGUGUUUUUUGGGAAUCAGGGACCCGUGCCUCGACAAGGCCGAGUUUACCCAACAGUAUUAAGAUGUGUUCUCUGUGUCUGUGACCUUUGACCUCUCCUUGUGAAACAACAGUGUCAUUGUGGCAUGUUUUUGCAGACGGGGCAGGGUGGGACAGCAGGGAUCAGGGUGGGGUGAUCAAAAAGCAAAAUGGUUGUUUUUCACUUGGCGUCGGACCACUUCUCUCUCCAGCAUUUGUACACAAGGUAAAAAAAAAAAACACACAAAAAAAAGAUUUCAAAUUGAAAUUUAGAUUUAACUGCCCGCUGUGUUGUUUGCCACUGACAGUGAUGCUACAGAUAAAGCCGGUUGAGAAGUCUCACUUUUAACUGCAUGUUUACUAAAGCGAAUGGAAGAUCUCCAGAAAAUUACUGCAAACAUUUGUAAAGUCAGCUGGUGUGCUUUGUAUUCCUGGUUUAAUUUAGUUGCAGUGAGUAUUCGUCUUAUUCCUGUGGACCAACAGAGAUAUGUUCUACAUAUUUCCAACAGCUAUGUGAAAACAAAAAAAGUGCUUUAAAGAAAUAGUUUGACUUUUUAGUUUUUGCCAUUUUGCUACAAAUUUGAAGGUCAUACCGGGAGAAGUCCUUCAUGGAAGAGGCAGAGAGAGAGAUUGCUACACUCACAGUAGCAAAAAAUAGAGUGCAGUUCUUAAGCUUCUGCACGGAAUAACACCAGGAAUGUAUUGCGCAUCAAAGGUUGAACAUAUAAGAGUGUGAGACAAGAUAUGAGGGAGAUGUUCCAGUUACUGCAGCGCUUAUGCUCAACAUCUACAUGAAGAUUUUACAUUUAUUGUCUGUUGAGAUUUAAAGGAUUUGAGCAGCACUUGAGUUACUGAUUGGGGUAGAACGUGCUGGAAGCACUACCAACGCUUGUUAAACACAUUAAUAGCUGAGAGCAUCAAUGGAAUGAACAUGAACUUGAGCACAGUUUGCCGUUAAUAAUGUAAUAAUCCUCUUAACAUACUCAUUUCAGUAGUUUAAACCUUUGGCAGAAUAUAUCUUUCUCUUUCAAGGUGGAUUAAAUUCUAAACCAAAGCUCUUCAUGAACUGUCACAA